CACAGGAAGAUCACACCAUCCCUCACCAUCAUCAGAGGGAAGGAGUGAUGGGUAUAAAAAUUGUGAUUAAAGAGGAAGAAGAGAUGUAUGAGAUAGAUGAUCAACUGUCUAUAAAAGAAGAUGAAAUGAUGGUGACACUUACGAAGGAGGAAUCUUCUCUAGAUGGCAGCACAGGAGGAGCCAAAGAUGAUAAUGGCGUGGCACAGUGUUCUCCAGGAGUAAGCAUUGUUACUCAAAAUGUACAUCACAAACGGAAGCAUACGGUACGAUCAACAGAUCGGAAUAAGUCUGAGGAGUCCAAAGCUAAAUCGCAUACUAUUAUCCCAAAGGUCCAACCAAGCCUUCGCAGGGCAGAUCUAUCCCCAGAUCCUUAUGGACCAGAGGAAUCUUCUCCCAAUAGCAUGCCUCCUUUUCAGGAAAAACGCUACACGUGUUCCGAGUGUCAGAAGUCCUUCAAGAAGAAAUCCAAACUUAUCGAACACAUGAGAAUCCACACCGGGGAAAAGCCCUUCUCGUGUCCCGAGUGUGGAAAGUCUUUCACCCAGAAGUCCCUACUCAACAGACACCAGAGAGUCCACACCGGCGAGAAGCCCUUUUCCUGUGCCGAUUGCGGGAAGUGCUUCCCCAGUAGAGGAAACCGUGAUAAGCACAUGAGAAUCCACACCGGGGAGAAGCCCUAUUCCUGUAACAAGUGUGGAAAAUGCUUCUCGGAUAAAGGGAACUGUGGUAAACACAUGAAAACUCACACAGGUGAGAAGUCGUUAUCCUGUCCGGAAUGCGGCAAGUUUUUUGCGCAGAAAAUGACACUAAUCAUCCACCAGAAUACACACCUCUGCUGAAAAACUUAUGGUGACAUUUCGUAAUCAAAAUCGUUAUGCUAGUAGAACAAUUGUACGAUAAAGAUGAGGCAAUCUGAAAGGAGAAGUAGUGUAUAGGUAACCUCCUUACAGCAGAGAAAAAACACUGUGAUGCAUAACCAUGAGUCCAAUAAACCAUUCUUCAUCGGGUAUGUCAGGGGAUUAUUCCGGUAAGCAAGCCUUUCACAAGAUGCCACUCCUCCAGAGAGACAAAAUAAAUCUCUGAAUCAAGACAUAAAAAUGCACAAAGCAGAGGGCGCCAGCAUUAAAACAUUUAUUGUAUCAUAAAAACAAAUUGACGACUCACAUGAAGGCAUGUUGAGCAUAAGAAAUCAGAACAUUCAGGGAACCCUGUAGCAGAGGUACUAAGUCCAGGGAUUGUGCAGCACUGCCGUU
Molecule: messenger RNA, 1253 nt
Organism: Rana temporaria (common frog)
Lineage: Eukaryota; Metazoa; Chordata; Amphibia; Anura; Ranidae
Product: gastrula zinc finger protein XlCGF49.1-like
Exons: 3
Coding region: 48-839 (263 amino acids)
Source: RefSeq, a predicted model, not a curated record